GAGUGCCUGUUGAUGUUCCGGUUGGUUUGCCAUUGCUACUUCUACAAAGUGCUGAGCAUCACCAGUUUUGUGGCUGUAAGCCCUGGUCAGCUUAAAGGCAGGCCAACAUGUCCGGUCAACGUGUGAAGAGGAAGGCGCCGGAGCCUCCUCCUGUCGAACAGCCAACUACAGAAGAGUAUGCCAUCGCCAGCUACCUGCGGGAGCACGUGCCGCCCAAGAAGACCAAGUUCCUGCAUCACGCGGUGGAGUACUUCACGGCGGCGCGCGCCGUCGAUGCUCUGCUGGACUCGCCGUGGGCGUCCGGCGCCGACAACAAGCCCUUGCUCUUCACCGACAGGGACUCUGUCACUGCCUAUCUGGAUGGGAUGCUUCGUCACAAGUUUUUCCAUCGGGCCAAAAAGAUUGCGAUCAGCGAUAGGGAUUUGCGAAGGAAACAGCUUAAGAAGCUGAAGAAAAAAGAAGAAGAAGAGAAAAAGAAGGUGACCGAGAAGGAAGACGAAAGUGGGUCUGAAGAGGAUGAGGGGAAGACAGAUGACAAAGGCAAUGCGGAAGAAACAGGAGGCGAGAGGAGCGUUGGGGAGGGCGAAGCCUCACCCAAGGCGGCUUCUAGGAAGGACGGCGCGGACAAGCCCAAACGGCGGAUCAAACUGGACAUGCACCUGGAGCAGGUGUUUGUAGACGGCUUGGACGCCUAUGUCUGGAUCUAUGACCCGAUCCCGCGCCACUACUGGCUGCUGGGCGCUCUCCUGGUCGGCGCCAUCGUGGCUGUUUGCCUGUUCCCGCUUUGGCCCAGCAAGCUCAGGGAGGGCGUGUAUUACUUGUCGCUGGCGGCUGCUGGCUUCCUGGCGGUGAUCCUGGUGCUGACCGUGGUGCGGGCCGUGGUGUUCGUGCUGCUCUGGCUGGCGACCUGGGGCCGGCACCAGCUCUGGCUCCUGCCCAACCUGACUGCUGACGUCGGAUUCUUCGCCUCCUUCUGGCCGCUCUACGAGUAUGAGUACAAAGGCAAGAAGGAAAAAUCAACCGACAAGAAAAAGCGGAAAACGAAGAAAAGGGACCAAGAAUCCGACAAUGAGGGCGAUCUCGAAGCGGACCGGGCGGAGGAGCCGGCGGCCGAGGCGGCGCCUGAGCACCCUGAACCCAGCGGGACCGGCGAGAGAGAUGAUCAAGAAGGAGAACGCGAUACGCCGCCAGCCGAUGAAGACUCUGGGUCAGAGCGUGACGAGUAAUGCGACGGGUGGCUAAUGCUACGCUGCGGUGUCCAGAUGGAUGGGUGCGUGCAAGCUGCCGCUGACGUGGUGACCACCUGGUGGGCGCGGCUCGAAUUGCAGGUGUCUUCCCUGCUCCAGGGUACCAGCGCGUGACUUCACAUGUUCAUGUGCCCUGGCGGCUUGCACGGCACUUAAUAUUUUUAUACGUUGUGUUUUUGGUAAGGUUGUUGGUAAUGCGGCGUUGGUCGUUUUGAUACAGUCGCCUCAAAGGCGCGGCUUUUUGUGGCAUUGUCUGUUGAUGUCGGCUGAAGGAAGGUCUGCUUCUGUCCUCCGUCCAUUUUGUAUCGGCAGCGGCAUUUAUAACAUGGCAUUUUGUUGAAUAAACGCUCGC
Molecule: messenger RNA, 1599 nt
Organism: Pollicipes pollicipes
Lineage: Eukaryota; Metazoa; Arthropoda; Thecostraca; Pollicipedomorpha; Pollicipedidae
Product: translocation protein SEC62
Exons: 9
Coding region: 108-1226 (372 amino acids)
Biological process (GO): post-translational protein targeting to membrane, translocation
Cellular component (GO): endoplasmic reticulum membrane; endoplasmic reticulum
Source: RefSeq, a predicted model, not a curated record